Messenger RNA from Colletotrichum spaethianum, 552 nucleotides. RefSeq names its product ketoreductase azaE. The transcript has a single exon. NCBI's taxonomy places the organism in Eukaryota, Fungi, Ascomycota, Sordariomycetes, Glomerellales, Glomerellaceae. Bases 1 to 552 code for a protein of 183 amino acids. The record is from RefSeq and is a predicted model, not a curated record. Gene Ontology annotation, molecular function: oxidoreductase activity, acting on the CH-OH group of donors, NAD or NADP as acceptor.
AUGGAUUUCCCCGACGACCCUUUCGCGAGCGCAGGGUUGAAAUACCAAGCCUCCAAGGUCCUCGCUCACCGCUCUGUUCUUGAGUGGGUGCCGAAAAACCAGCCGAACUUCACAGUUGUAACAAUCCACCCAUCGUUUGUCUUCGGUCGCAACCUCACGCAGACCUCUGCAGAUGGUAUCGACGGCACCAACGGUAUGCUCUGGGAGUCGCUCCACUCCGAGAAGCCUAUCGUUCCUAUGGUGUCUGUCGAUGUUCGGGACGUUGCUUUGGCCCACUUGAGAGCCCUCGAUUUGGACUUCAAUGGGCAGUCUGCUGUGCAAGAGUUUCUACUCAGCGCCCCAGAGUCUUCUGGGUGGAAGUGGGAACGUGUGAUCGAGUUUGUGGGGAGAAAAUACCCGGAACUUAACAUACAGUUGAAGGGACCAUUUGACGAGGCAUCAAAGGUGGACGUCAAUCGGGCUACCGAGUUGUUAGGUAUCCAGUGGAGGAGCAUGGAGGACACUGUUUCAAGCUUCCUGGACCACCAACGGGAAUUGAAGGCGCAACUAUAG